AUGCAAGAAGAGAAGGCCAAUGUCACUUCUCAUAUUGUUCAGGGGAAGGAGCCAGAGCUGUCAUCGGGUGUUCCGGAGCCAGUUUCGGCAUCCUCAUCUGGAACAGCUCAAGUUCCCAAUUCUACCCCGACGGUGAAAGUUCCUGUAGCAUCUCCACCAAUGGAAUGUGAUAGUUCGGUUCCAAGCCCGCCAAAGACAACUGUAGCUGCUCCAGUUUCGUCAGUCGCACCUACUUCGCAAACAACGCGGUCAGCAGCUUCCCCAUUGAGAAAGGAAGAAGAUGUACGCUCAGAGCGUAGCUUCGUGGAGUCUCCUCAACCUCCUCGCGCACCAGCUCCAGCACCGUGGGACAGUACGCCUUCACCUCGGCCACGUGACUAUUCACCGGAUCGCGAAAGUACUGCAACACGAGAUACCGAGAAGGAGCGUGAUUAUGAAAAGGAAAAGGAGCAGCGAGAAGCUGAACGAGAAAAAGAGGAGACACGGGAUCAGCAGAAGAAAAAAGCAACGAAGGAAGUCCGUGCUGCCGUUUCUACCCAGUCUCGCCCAAGAACAAAAACUAAUGAGAUCGCUCGGUUGCUUGAAGAUCUAUGCGAAGGCUCAUGGGCUAAUACUGUUCGGCGGGUGUCAUCUAGCUCUCGCCGUCCUACGGAAGAGGCCAUCAUUGAGCGUAAUAGUAGAAAAGAAAAGAAAAAGAUGGAGAAAAAUCGCAAAAAGGAGCGCUCACGAGAACAACGGGCGUCUAUUGCUUCCUCUUCUGUAUCAUCAUUGACUACAUCGGCUUCCUCGAAACCUGCAAGGCGAAAACUGAAGCAGCUUAGCGAUGACUCCAGCUCGGGAUCAUCCAGUGAUUCAGACGAGGUUGUGCAACCUGUCCGGAAAGCAGCUGCAGUGGAAAAGAAGAAAACGGAAGCGGUCCCUGAUUUGCAGAAACGAAAGCGAAUCUCACCGCCAACCUCAGACAUGUCGUCAAACCGAUCUAGUGAUUCUGACUCUGACUCUGAUGAUCGCAUACCAUCGAGAAAAGGUGGCAAACGCCGUUUCUCACCCGGAGAGAAGAAAACGUCGGAGAAGAAAAAGUCGUACUCAUCAAGUUCAAUCUCUUCUGUUGCCAAAAAGAAGGCCAAGGGUGUGAAUCGUAAGCGUCAAGAUUCGAACACGGACGAGGAAGCGAUCACGCAACACGAUCCUAGUACAACAUGUGCCCUGAAUGCUGAGUGUACAAGG
Molecule: messenger RNA, 1227 nt
Organism: Haemonchus placei
Lineage: Eukaryota; Metazoa; Nematoda; Chromadorea; Rhabditida; Trichostrongylidae
Source: the annotation of a GenBank genome assembly